AUGAGCGUUGAAGAUUCCGCUGAAGUCGUAGUCCAGGUAAUGGAGGCAGAGAAGGCAAACGACGAACUAACACGAGAGCAAAAGGAGAAACGCGCCGCAGAACUGUUGGCCGCUGGUCGUCGUGCAUUGAAAGUCAGUGAUUAUGAAACAGCAACGGAAGCUCUAAGCGAAGCAUCGGAGAUGAUUGUAGAGCUGUAUGGAUCGGAUCAUGAAAAUACAUAUGAAUAUUAUUAUUACUACGGCAUGGCAACUUUGGAGCUGGGGAAGAUUCAAGGCCAAGUGUUCAAUGCUCCGAACGAAAAAGAAGAUAACGGAGAGGCUCAGAAUUCAGCAGCAGGAACUAUCACGAAUGAAAAAGGCGAGGGUGAUGGUGAGAACUCGGAGAAAGAAGAUGGUGAAGAAUCAGGAGAUGAGGAAGACGAUGACACAAUGAAACUUGCAUGGGAAGUUCUUGAGAACGCUCGUUGCAUCGCUAUGGCUAAAAUCGAAGCACUGAAGGCAGAAAGAAGCGGAGUAAGUGUUAUUGAAGAGUGGCAACUUAAGUUAGCUGAUGUCCUUGUCGUUCUCGGAGAUCAUAGUGUAUCGGAUGGGAAGUAUGAUCAAGCUCUUGAAGAUUUGGAACAGGCACUUGAGAUUCAGAAGAAUGUUCUCCCAUCAAACUCGAGAAAGAUUGCGCAAACCUACAUCCUCAUGGCAGAUGCAUGUACUUCUGGAAUGAACUAUGAUGAAGCUAUCAAUUACUUCGAAAAGACUAAGGAAACCCUGAAAAGCCGAUCGGAACAUUUAGAAAACAAAUUAAAAGAAGUCGGAGAUCAAGAACAGAAGCUGGAUAUGCAAGACGAACUGAAGGAUUUGGAGGAAAUGGUUCCUUUGAUUGAUGACAAAAUCGCUGAUUCUAAAUCGUCUGCGGAACAAAUGGAGAAGACUAAAGAAGCUAUCAAGGCUCAAUUCGAUGGAUUCGCCGCAUUAAUGUCUCAACUUCCACAGAGCUCUGAGCAAAAAGAGGCGAAUGAUAUCUCAAAUUUGGUUCGUCGCCCAGCUAAACGUCCCGUGGAAGAGACCGAGACCACGGCAGAAGAAAAGAAGAAGACCAAAGCCGAGGAAGAAGAAGGAACAUCGGAACUUUGA
Caenorhabditis briggsae is the source of this 1128-nucleotide messenger RNA. RefSeq names its product Protein CBR-NASP-1 (gene Cbr-nasp-1). NCBI's taxonomy places the organism in Eukaryota, Metazoa, Nematoda, Chromadorea, Rhabditida, Rhabditidae. Bases 1 to 1128 code for a protein of 375 amino acids. Gene Ontology annotation, cellular component: nucleoplasm. The record is from RefSeq and is a predicted model, not a curated record. The transcript has 4 exons. Gene Ontology annotation, biological process: CENP-A containing chromatin assembly; DNA replication-dependent chromatin assembly. Gene Ontology annotation, molecular function: histone binding.